UAUCUCCGAGCUGUCGCAUUGACUGACCUACUGCACUUGGCGGGUUCAGCCAAGAGCCUCAUUGUCACGUUCUUAGAACGGGUCAGAGUUGCUUCCGUGAUUUUGUUUUCUGCUACCCCGGCCAUCCACCUCUGUUUCAAGCGCCGAUAACGAUGUUUGGACUCCGCUCCCAAUAGCGAAUAAUGAAGACAACCUGCUAGAGAUCUUUUCCCGCCACCGACGUGAUACGUGAAACACCCUGCUAGAGAUAUUUUUAACAUAUAAUUCUAAGAAGGGGAAACACCUUGGCAUCGGAGGAGAAUGGAUAUCCCAUGUCGUUCACCUGCCUUGGCCACUUGGCUUUCGAGGUCCCGACUCGAUAGAUAGGAAUAUCCGAUCGUCUAGGAUGCUUUCCCUUCGACCUAUAUGAAGGCCAUCGUUGGCCCCGACUUGAGAGAUUUAGAUUCACUCAGCUGUGCUCAAGUCAUCGUCCCAACUUUUUGGUUUCCCGGUCUCUUCCCUAAUUUUUCCUUGAAACAGAUUAAUUCUGUCUUUUGAUUCUUCCGCUGGUCGCCGCUGGUCGUUUUAUACUACUGUAAUAUCUAUUCCCACUCUUUUAUAUCCCAAGCAAAUCAAGCCAAGACAGCCCCACGAGCAUCUUCCAAGACACAACAGCCAAGAUGGUCAGUUAUCGAAUGAUUGCCGUUGCCGGCUUCCUUGCCAGCGUCAACGCUCUUCCUUUGAACAUUAACCUUGGUGCUUAUUCCCCCGCAUUGGUAGUCGGUGAUGGUGAAAUUUCAUUCGGAGGGGGUCAAGAUGUGACGAAUCUAAUGAACGCUUUGGAGGGUGCCGCUGUCAACGCUGCUACCGGAACAACUGGAGGUGCAACCGAAAAUGCUGCUGCUGCCCCCGUCGCCGCUGCCGCUGAGCCUAGCGCAACUCCCGUCAAUGGAAACGGUGUUGUAGCUACGGAAAACCAGAGCCAAGCCGCCGCCGAGACUCCCGCGGCUGCUGAAGUCGCUGAGACCCCCGCUGAUACCAACGCUGCGGUAGACCCCAACCUAGAGGAGCAAGCGACUCAAAUAUCCGGCCUACAAGGAAUGGGCAAGGAAAUCGCUCCUCGAGACUCUGAAGCCCCCAAGGCCAAGCGUGACCUAGCUGGUUUCGACCGAGCCCUUACCUACGCCGAGGCUGCCUUGACUAAGGGUCCGUUGGUCCAACUUGGUACUGGUGAGGGUGGCGCUGGUGUCGGUAUCAUUGUCGACAACAACGACGGUACCGUCGGCGCCGCCAACAACAACCGAAACGGAGCUGCUGCUAAGCGUGAUGAGACUUCUGCGUCACAGCCACGCCGCCGCACUAAGGUUACCCGCAUGUAUGUCAAGCGCGGUGUCCCAGCUGCUAUCCAGACAUCUAGUGAAGUCGAAACUCGUUCCGUCGAGUCCCUCCCUAUCGCCAAGAUCCCAGCAGUGGCCAAGCGACAGAGUUCUUCGUCGGACGUCAUCGACUCUAUCAACCUAAACGUUGAUGACAGCCAAGGAUUCACGAUGACAUUCGUCGAGACGACAGAAGAUGACGAUGCCACGGCAGAGGAGACGCAAGAGUAAAGAGACGGUUAUUAAUAAUUUAUUACCUAUUUAGAACUCGCUAUUUACUUUCUGCCUCUUUUCCAUCCAUGUACAAUUGGCAUUUUCAUCAUCGU
Messenger RNA from Hypoxylon trugodes, 1681 nucleotides. RefSeq lists its product as uncharacterized. The transcript has 4 exons. Bases 660 to 1586 code for a protein of 308 amino acids. The record is from RefSeq and is a predicted model, not a curated record. Lineage: Eukaryota; Fungi; Ascomycota; Sordariomycetes; Xylariales; Hypoxylaceae.